AUGACACGUUCACGUUAUAAGAAUAAAUCAAGAAGCAGAAGUCGUUAUAACUAUCGUUCUAGUAGUUAUCAGUCUUGUUAUAAGUCUAGACAUGAUUCUAUAAGUAAUUGGUCUGAAAGUCAUCACUCUAGAUCCAAAAGUCCUUAUUUUAAAUAUAAUCGGUUUGAAAGUUAUCACCUUAGAUCCGAAA
Molecule: messenger RNA, 190 nt
Organism: Racocetra persica
Lineage: Eukaryota; Fungi; Glomeromycota; Glomeromycetes; Diversisporales; Gigasporaceae
Source: the annotation of a GenBank genome assembly